Punctularia strigosozonata HHB-11173 SS5 is the source of this 390-nucleotide messenger RNA. RefSeq names its product ribosomal protein S26e. Lineage: Eukaryota; Fungi; Basidiomycota; Agaricomycetes; Corticiales; Punctulariaceae. Gene Ontology annotation, cellular component: cytosolic small ribosomal subunit; ribosome. Bases 1 to 390 code for a protein of 129 amino acids. The transcript has 4 exons. The record is from RefSeq and is a predicted model, not a curated record. Gene Ontology annotation, molecular function: structural constituent of ribosome; mRNA binding. Gene Ontology annotation, biological process: translation.
AUGACCAAGAAGAGAAGAAACAACGGCCGUAACAAGAAGGGUCGCGGCCAUGUGAACUUCGUCCGCUGCUCCAACUGCUCGCGCUGCGUUGGCAAGGACAAGGCCAUCAAGCGCUUCACGGUCCGUAACAUGGUGGAGAGCGCGGCUGUUCGUGAUAUCAGCGAGGCCAGCGUCUACCAGGAGUACAUUGUGCCGAAGCUCUACCUCAAAAUCGCAUACUGCGUGUCGUGCGCGAUCCACUCGCACGUUGUCCGUGUCCGCUCUCGCGAGGGUCGUCGCAACCGCGCGCCGCCUCCCCGCGUGCGGUGGAAAGACGGGAAGAAGGUUAACCCUGCAGUUGCCGCCGCCGAGGAGGCCAAGGCGGCAGCUGCAGCAGCAGGCAAAGUCUAA